AUGAAUGAUCCAGAUGCUGGGAAAAGGGGGACAGUGGGAAAAUUGAGGAACCAAAGGAAGAUGCCAGUGCUUAAUUGUUGCUUGCCAUCAGGCGAACUUCUCGUGACGCAGGGUUUUGCUGGUGGUUCUAAGCCUAUAAUUACGUCAAUAUCACCUGAAGGAAUCAUCAAGAUUUUUGCUAAUCUUUCAUCGUAUGCUAAGCACUUGUUCGGAAUUCUCUGUAAAGAUGAGAAAAUAUAUGUCAUUGGAUGCAACAGUUCUACCACUAAUGGUAACCACUUUGUUCUUCGACUUAAUUUGAUUGGAGAAGUAGAGCAUGUGUACAAUUCCAAUCUGCCCUCUGAAAAUAUAAAGGGCUUAAUUUCUCUCAAUGGACAAAUAGUUGGCCUUCGAGUCAAAAACUCUCAAAUGGUAGCACUAGAGAAGGAUGGAAUUUCCUCGACUGUGUUAAACAAAGUUUUCAACAGGAACAUGUAUGCAGGAAGUGCAUCGGUAGACAAUCGUGGAAAUGUUAUUAUAGGAACAGGCACAAAACUCACCUUCAUCAACCCAAGUUUGGAAAAAUCGCAUGAAAUAAGCACUGGUUUUUCUUCAAACAUCAUUGCCACAGCUGUAGACAACCAGGAUCAACUGUGGAUAGGUACUGUGAAUGGAGAGUUGAUCGCGGCUAAAUAUCUUCGAGUUUGAUAAUACACACUCAGC
Molecule: messenger RNA, 702 nt
Organism: Saccostrea cuccullata (small rock oyster)
Lineage: Eukaryota; Metazoa; Mollusca; Bivalvia; Ostreida; Ostreidae
Exons: 2
Coding region: 1-687 (228 amino acids)
Molecular function (GO): protein binding
Source: RefSeq, a predicted model, not a curated record